AUGAAUCCCGAGAUAGAGACCUCAGGACAGAGUACACCGGACAAGAAGCGGGCAGAUUCUACACCAUCUGUACCUGAGAAGUUUGAGCAGGUCCUCAAUGCGGAUCCGCCGCUUACUAUCGAUGCGGAGACGGAGAGAAGACUGUUGAGAAAGCUGGAUAUGCGCAUCAUUCCCAUGCUCUGUUGGGUAUACUUGAUGAAUUUCAUGGAUCGAGUCAGCAUCGGCAAUGCGCGCCUUUACGGUAUGGAGGAGGACCUUGGGAUGCCACCUGGUGGCAAUCAGUAUCAGAUCGCCGUUGGUAUACUGUUUGUCACUUACUGUCUGUUUGAAACGCCAUCGAACAUGGUUUUGAAAAGACUGCAACCAGCUCGUUAUCUGGCCGGUUUGGUCUUCAUCUGGGGUCUCGUGGCCACGUUCACAGCGUUCUGCAACAAUUUUGCUUCACUUGUCGCUUGUCGACUGCUCCUAGGUGUCUUCGAAGCCGGUCUGUUCCCAGGUGUGAUCCUUUACCUUUCUAUGUUCUACACCAAGAAGAGUCUAUCAUUGCGCAAUGCCUUGUUCUACGGCACAAGUGCGAUCGCUGGCGCGCUCGGAGGGCUCGUGGCGUACGCUAUCGGCGAGUUGGAUGGCGCCGCAGGAUGGAGAGGCUGGAGGUGGAUCAUCUUGAUAAACGGCAUCCCCACGGUCCUGACUGCCAUGGCUGUACCAUUCGUACUCCCCAACAGUCCCGAGACCGCAAGCUUUCUCUCUGAGGAGGACCGUCGGAAUCUUUUGUUGCUCCGAGCGCUCGAGGUCGGCCAGACGAAAGCUGCACAGGUACUACACAAGGAAGAUGUCAAAGCCGGAGCCAAGGACUGGAAGACGUGGGCUUUUGCCAUUAGCCAAUUCGCCGGUCUGGGCAUGCUGUAUAGCUUCUCUGUUUUCCUCCCCACCAUCAUUUUCGAGAUGGGUGCGGGCUGGUCUCGACAAGUCGUGCAAGCCCUGACGAUGCCAGUCUACUUUACAGGAUUUGCAGUGUACGUGGCGACUGCGUGGUACAGCGACAAGAUCCAGCAACGAGGCAUAUUCUGCAUCGGAGGCUUCUUGACUUGCAUGGUUGGGUAUAUCUUCCUCAUCGCGAAUCAAGGUGUCGGUCUGAGUUUUACUGGUUGUUUCAUCGUGGCGAUGGGCCUUUGGACGUCGACUGGCGCAGGCUUCACAUGGCUUGGAGUCAACAACCCUCGAUAUGGCAAACGAGCAUUCGCUAGUGGCAUGCAAAUCACGAUUGGGAAUGCUGCGGGUGUCUCGGCGCCGUUUCUGUACAGCAACGCGUACUCGCCGACCUACUAUCCAGGCUAUGGUGCAACCAUUGGGCUCCUUGCCAUGGGCAUCGGCAUUUAUCUCGCACUGCACUUCUGGUUUCGGGCGCAGAACAAGAGAAAGCUUGAAGGUAGGGAAGACUACCGGAUGGAGGGGUUAUCUGAGGAGGAGAUUGCUGAGCUGGGAGAGCACAACCCAAGAUACAUGUAUACAAUCUAG
This is a messenger RNA of Boeremia exigua, 1518 nucleotides long. RefSeq names its product major facilitator superfamily domain-containing protein. The transcript is spliced from 4 exons. The record is from RefSeq and is a predicted model, not a curated record. Bases 1 to 1518 code for a protein of 505 amino acids. Gene Ontology annotation, molecular function: transmembrane transporter activity. Gene Ontology annotation, cellular component: membrane. Gene Ontology annotation, biological process: transmembrane transport. Lineage: Eukaryota; Fungi; Ascomycota; Dothideomycetes; Pleosporales; Didymellaceae.